AAAAAGGAGGAUGGGGUGGUCGGCCAGGAACAGCGCAGCCGGGAAGCGGAGACGAUGAGAAAAUGUCUUGGACUAAGGCUGCCGAGGGUGCCUUUUUGUUCAAGUCGGGCCAGGCUGUGUUGCGACAAAGGCGACAAGGCGACAAGGCGGAGGUUGAGAGGCGAAAGAUGGCAAGAGAGAGUGUGUGCGAGGAAGCGGGAGAGGAAGGGAAGAAGUCUGGAGAUUUGCAGAGCCUUUGGGGUUGGACGGCCAAAGUACAGCUGCCCAGCCGAUGCCUGUGGCUGUCCGCGGUACCGGUACUUCGUAAAGCAGCCACGCUAAAACCCGGCUUGACCCCUGACCAUGGCGUCACUGAGGCGCUACGGGCGACGGGGCAGCUGAUGGCGGCAUCUGGCCAGCGGGCCAAGGGCUGCUGGGGGGGCUGCUGGAGCCCGCUAGAGGCCGCUAGAGGCGCCGUGCGCUCGAGGUCGCAAGCAAGCCACAGUUGCUGGUGCGUGUACCGGUACCUGCCCUGCCAGCGCAACUCCAUGUACGAGGACUGCUUCUCGUCCAGGAUCGAGCUGUGGCUGGUGCAUCGCCUCAGGCGGCACAUUGUGGCCCAUUCUGGCAUCUAUGACGCGACUAUGAGGGCAGAGACCUGCGUUGUGCUGGCAAUAAUACGUUGCAUCAACCGGCAUAUCAUUCAUAGCAGGAGGCGAUGCUACCACAGUCGCGUGAACGCAUGGAGGUAUCUCUCUCAUCAAGGCUGGACAUCAAACGGAGCCCAAACCGAGUCGAUGGCGCUCAACUUUCGAGUCACCAGCUACCACUCCUUCGUACACGGGCCUUAUCACACGAGGCAACUGCACCUGCUGCGCUGCGCUAUGCCUCUCGGCGCACGAAUUCCAUACCUCGUACGGCGGGAUCGUGGGAUUGACGGAGUUGACGAGCAGUUGGAUUGGAAGCCGCCGGAGCAGAUGCGAUACGAGGGACGGGAUCACGCGGUGGACACAUCCCGGGCUUGUCGAGUGAUGACUACGGAGCAAUUACCGCUAACAAAGGACGUCCGCCCUAGUCUCGUGGGCAUCUGCCAUGUUGCCGUGAGCGAUUUUGAUAACAAACAGCGCACCCUUGGCCCGUGUUGGAUGUUUCAAAUUGGAUCCAUCGAGAGACAGACAUCUCGGGGCCAUGACCGUCAGGGCAAGUUUCUCAAAAGCUCAGUCCUCGCCUCGCACCGGCAGCAGCGAUUUCUUGGGUCCGUGACGAUUGUGUAUCUGGCCGGACGGGAGAGCAAGGACCAGGAUGCGGCCAGCAAAGAAAACCUCGACGAGUGCUUGGUGCUGGACAUGCCCCUGUACCUGGGCAAUAAGCAGAUGCAGAUGUACUUUUGCUGGCCACAACGGAGCAAGGUGAAGCAGCAGUCAGUCGUCUGCAGGAUGCAGAAGGAUCAGGAUGUCAAGUCAAGCUACCAACACGUCGACAUCUGUUCCCCGCAUGGAACCAGAAGCUGA
Molecule: messenger RNA, 1490 nt
Organism: Trichoderma citrinoviride
Lineage: Eukaryota; Fungi; Ascomycota; Sordariomycetes; Hypocreales; Hypocreaceae
Exons: 11
Coding region: 63-1490 (475 amino acids)
Source: RefSeq, a predicted model, not a curated record